Suncus etruscus (white-toothed pygmy shrew) is the source of this 6780-nucleotide messenger RNA. RefSeq names its product ATP binding cassette subfamily A member 4 (gene ABCA4). Gene Ontology annotation, molecular function: lipid carrier activity; ABC-type transporter activity; ATP hydrolysis activity. Gene Ontology annotation, biological process: transmembrane transport; lipid transport; visual perception. The transcript has 49 exons. The record is from RefSeq and is a predicted model, not a curated record. Gene Ontology annotation, cellular component: intracellular membrane-bounded organelle; plasma membrane. Lineage: Eukaryota; Metazoa; Chordata; Mammalia; Eulipotyphla; Soricidae.
AUCAGCAUGGGCUACUUGAGACAGAUCCAGCUUCUGCUCUGGAAAAACUGGACUGUGAGGAAAAGGCAAAAGAUUCGUUUUGUGGUGGAACUUGUGUGGCCCUUAUCAUUAUUCCUGGUCUUGAUCUGGUUAAGAAAUGUCAAUCUACCCUACAGCCACCAUGAAUGCCAUUUUCCCAACAAAGCCAUGCCUUCUGCAGGACUUUUGCCAUGGCUCCAGGGAAUUAUCUGCAACAUGAAUAAUCCUUGUUUUCAAAGUACCACCCCUGGAGAAUCUCCUGGAAUUGUGUCAAACUAUAACAACUCCAUUCUGGCAAGGGUAUAUCGAGAUUUUCAAGAGCUUCUUAUGGAUGCCCCAGAGAGCCAGCACCUUGGCCAAGUCUGGUCAGAGCUGUGUGCCUUGUCCCAGCUGAUGAAGACCCUUAGGAUGCACCCGGAGAGAACGGCAGGAAGAGGAAUACGCAUUCAGGAUGUCCUUAAACAUGAGGAAACACUUACACUAUUUCUGAAGAAAAACAUUGGCCUGUCUAACUCGGUUGUCCACCUUCUGGUCAGCUCCCAAGUCCGUCCUGAGCAGUUUGUUCAUGGAGUCCCAGACCUGGCACUCAAGGACAUUGCCUGCAGCGAGGCCCUCCUAGAACGCUUCCUCAUCUUUAGCCAGCGCCAUGGAGCACGGAUGGUGCGAGAAGCCCUGUGCCCACUCUCUCAGGGAACCCUGCAGUGGGUGGAAGAUUCGCUGUAUGCUAAUAUAGACUUCUUCAAUCUCGUCCAUGUGUUUUCCACUUUCCUAGACAGAGGUUCUCAAGGUAUUGAUAUGAGAUCCUGGGGAAAAGUAUUAUCUAAAAUGUUACCAAGAAUUCAAGAGUUCAUCCAUCGGCCGAGUGUGCAGGAUUUGUUAUGGGUGAGCAGGUCUUUUGGACAGACUGGGAGACCUGACACAAUAACACAGCUGAUGGCCAGUUUGUCUGCCCUUUUGUGUGGCUACCCAGAGGGAGGAGGCUCACGAGUGUUCUCCUUUAAUUGGUAUGAAGACAACAACUAUAAGGCCUUCCUGGGUAUUGACUCCAGCCGGAAAGAUCCCUUUGAGACUUCUAACAGAAGAGGAAUGACCUUUUGUCAUGCGUUGAUCCAGACCCUGGAGUCAAACCCUCUCACCAAAAUAGCCUGGAGGGCCGCAAAGCCUUUGCUGAUGGGAAAAAUCCUCUACACUCCAGAUUCUCCAGCAGCUCGCAAGAUACUAAAGAAUGCUAACUCAACUUUUGAGGAGUUGGACCGCUUUAGGAAGUUGGCCAAAGCCUGGGAAGAAGUAGGACCCGAGAUCUGGUACUUCUUUGACAAGAGCACACAGAUGACCAUGAUCAGAGACAUUUUGGCGAACCCAACAGUCAAAGACUUUUUAAAUAGGCAUUUUGGUGAAGAAGGUUUGACUGUGGAGAUGGCACUAGACUUCCUGUAUAAUGGUCCUCGGGAGAGACAGGUGGACAGCAUGGACAGCUUUAACUGGAGGGAUGUGUUCAACAUCACUGAUCAUACUCUGCGUCUGGUGAAUCAAUACCUGGAGUGCUUGAUCCUGGAUAAAUUUGAAAGCUACGAUGAUGAAAUUCAGCUCACACAGAGAGCCCUAUCUCUGCUGGAGGAAAACAGGCUCUGGGCAGGAGUGGUAUUCCCUGACAUGUAUCCCUGGACCAGCUCCGUACCUCCUCAUGUGAAGUACAAGAUACGGAUGGACAUAGACAUGGUGGAGAAAACCAAUAAGAUCAAAGACAGGUUCUGGGACUCGGGUCCCAGAGCAGAUCCAGUGGAAGACUUCCGAUACAUCUGGGGAGGAUUUGCCUACCUGCAGGACAUGAUUGAACAAGGAAUCACAAGGAGUCAGGCACAGGCUGAGGUUCCUAUUGGCAUCUAUCUACAGCAGAUGCCUUACCCCUGCUUUGUGGACGACUCUUUUAUGAUCAUCCUGAACCGCUGUUUCCCUAUCUUCAUGAUGCUGGCUUGGAUCUACUCUGUCUCCAUGACUGUAAAAAGUAUUGUCUUAGAGAAGGAGUUAAGACUAAAGGAGACCUUGAAACAUCAGGGGGUUUCCAAUGCAGUGAUUUGGUGUACCUGGUUUCUGGACAGCUUCUCCAUUAUGUCAAUGAGCAUCUUCCUCUUGUCUAUAUUGAUCAUGCAUGGGCGAAUUCUACACUAUAGCAAUCCACUCAUCCUCUUCCUGUUCCUGUUGGCUUUCUCCAUCGCGACCAUCAUGCAGUGCUUCCUGCUCAGCACCUUCUUCUCCAAGGCCAGUUUGGCUGCAGCCUGCAGUGGCCUCAUCUACUUGACCCUCUACCUGCCACAUAUUCUCUGCUUCGCCUGGCAAGACCGCAUGACCUUUGACCUGAAGAUGGCUAUGAGCCUGUUGUCUCCAGUAGCAUUUGGAUUUGGCACUCAGUACCUGGUUCGUUUUGAGGAGCAAGGUCUGGGUCUGCAGUGGGACAAUAUUGGAACCAGUCCCAUGGAAGGGGAUGGAUUUAAUUUUCUCUUGUGCAUGAAGAUGCUGCUGCUUGAUGCUAUACUGUAUGGCCUGCUUGCCUGGUACCUCGACCAGGUGUUUCCAGGAGACUAUGGAACCCCACUUCCUUGGUAUUUCCUUCUACAAGAAUCCUAUUGGCUUGGCAGUGAAGGAUGUUCAACCAGAGAAGAGAGGGCUCUGGAAAAGACAGAGCCCCUGACAGAGGAAAUGGAAGAUCCAGAAGCCCCAGAAGGAGUUAAAGGCUCCUUCUUCGAACAUGAGCUUCCAGGCUUAGUGCCUGGCGUCUGUGUGAAGAAUCUCGUCAAGAUUUUUGAACCCAAUGGCAGGCCAGCCGUGGAUCACCUCAACAUUACCUUCUACGAGAGCCAGAUCACUGCACUCCUUGGUCACAAUGGAGCGGGGAAAACUACCACCUUGUCCAUCCUGACGGGUCUGUUGCCACCAACACUGGGGACUGUGCUUAUUGGGGGAAAGGACAUUGAGAGCAACCUGGAUGAAAUUCGGCAGAGCCUUGGCCUAUGUCCACAACACAACAUCCUUUUCCACCACCUCACAGUGGCUGAGCACCUCCUCUUCUACGCACAACUGAACGGGAAGUCCACAGGAAAAGCCAAGCUAGAGAUGGAAACCAUGUUGGGGGACCUGGGCCUUCACUACAAGAGGAAUGAAGAAGCACAGGAUCUCUCAGGUGGCAUGCAGAGAAAGUUGUCCGUGGCUAUAGCUUUUAUGGGUGAUGCAAAGGUGGUGGUUCUGGAUGAACCCACUGCUGGGGUGGACCCCUACUCCAGACGUUCUAUCUGGAACUUGCUCCUGAAGUAUCGCAAAGGCAGAACCAUCAUCAUGUCCACUCACCACAUGGAUGAGGCUGACCUUCUCGGAGAUCGCAUUGCCAUUAUUUCCCAAGGAAAGCUCUACUGCUCAGGGACCCCACUCUUCCUGAAGAGCUGCUUUGGCACUGGCUUCUACUUGACCUUGGUGCGCAGAAUGAAAACCGUGCAGGGCCAAAGGAGAGGCUGCCAGGGAGCCCACGUCUGCACAUCUCCCAGCUGCUCCGGAGCAUGUCCAGCCUGCCCAGAUGACAGGAGUCUGGAACAAGUUCUGGAUGGGGAUGUGAAUGAGCUGACGGAUAUGGUUCACCACCACGUUCCAGAGGCCAAGCUAGUAGAAUGCAUUGGCCAAGAACUUGUCUUCCUUCUUCCAAAUAAGAACUUCAAGCAGAGAGCCUAUGCCAGCCUUUUCAGAGAGCUGGAGGAGACACUCGCUGACCUGGGGCUCAGCAGUUUUGGGAUUUCUGACACUCCUCUGGAAGAGAUUUUUCUGAAAGUCACAGAGGAUUCUGACUCAGGACUUCUACUUGCUGGCUACACUCAGCAUACAAGAGAGGAUGUCAACUUCCGCUGUCCUACUGUGGGUUGGACAGAGAAGGCCAGACAUACAUCCCAGGUCUCCAACAACUGCUCUGUGGAACCAGCUCCUCACCCCAAGGACCAGACUUCUGGGGAGCAGGUAGAGCACUCCCGGUUCAACUCAGGAACAUGGCUGGUCCUCCAGCAAGUACAAGCACUGCUGGUCAAGCGAUUCCACCACUCGGUCCGCAGCCACCAGGACUUCCUGGCCCAGAUUGUGCUCCCGGCCACUUUUGUGUGUUUGGCUUUGAUGCUUUCCAUCAUCGUCCCUCCUUUUGGUGAAUAUCCCGCGUUGACCCUCCACCCCUGGAUGUAUGGACAACAGUAUACCUUCAUCAGCAUGGAUCAGCCAGACAAUGAGCAGCUCUUAGUCCUCGCAGAUGUGCUCCUGAACAAGCCAGGCUUUGACAACCGCUGCCUGAAGGAAGAGUUGCUUCUGUGAAACACCUGUGGCAAUGCAACCCCCUGGCAAACGCCCACUGUGGCCCCUAGUGUCAUCCAUCUGCUGCAGAGGCAGGACUGGACGGUAGAUGACCCUUCACACUCCUGCAAAUGCGGCACCCGUGAGAAGCUCACUAUGCUCGCUGAGUGCCCCCCGGGGGCAGGAGGACUCCCACCCCCUCAAAGAACACAGAGUAGCACAGAGAUUCUGCAAGACCUCACCAACAGGAACGUCUCCGACUUCUUGGUCAAAACCUAUCCCGCACUGAUAAGAAGCAGCCUAAAGAGCAAAUUCUGGGUCAAUGAACAAAGAUACGGAGGAAUUUCCAUUGGAGGGAAGCUCCCAGUUCUUCCCCUCACUGCGGAUGCCCUUGUUGGAUUUCUCAGCGGCCUUGGGCAGCUCAUGAAUGUGAGCGGGGGCCCUAUCACCAGAGAGGCCUCUAAAGAAAUGUCUGCCUUUCUCAAACAUCUGGAAACUGAAGACAACAUUAAGGUAUGGUUUAACAACAAAGGCUGGCAUGCCUUGGUCAGCUUCCUCAACGUGGCCCACAAUGCCAUCUUACGGGCCAGCCUGCUUAAGGACAAGGACCCUGAGAAGCAUGGCAUCACAGUUAUAAAUCAUCCCUUGAAUCUGACCAAGGAGCAGCUCUCAGAGAUUACAGUGCUCACUACCUCGGUGGAUGCAAUGGUUGCCAUCUGUGUGAUUCUCGCUAUGUCCUUCGUCCCAGCCAGCUUUGUCCUCUAUUUGAUCCAGGAGAGGGUGAAUAAAGCCAAACACUUGCAGUUUCUCAGUGGAGUGAGCCCAACCACCUACUGGGUGACCAACUUUCUCUGGGACAUGGUGAACUACUCUGUGAGUGCCAUGCUGGUGGUUGGCAUCUUCAUGGGCUUCCAGAAGCAAGCCUACAUUUCCCCACACCAUCUCCCUGCCCUUGUGGCCCUGCUCAUGCUCUACGGAUGGGCUAUCAUCCCCAUGAUGUACCCAGCAUCCUUCCUGUUUGAUGUCCCCAGCACAGCCUAUGUGGCCUUGUCCUGUGCUAAUCUCUUCAUCGGAGUCAAUAGCAGUGCCAUCACAUUCAUCUUGGAAUUAUUUGAGAAUAACCCAACGCUGCUCAGGUUCAAUGCCAUACUGAAGAGGUUACUCCUAAUCUUCCCCCAUUUCUGCCUGGGCCGGGGCCUCAUCGACCUGGCGCUGAGUCAGGCAGUGACUGACGUCUAUGCCCGGUUCGGCGAGGCACACUCUUCGAAUCCAUUCCAAUGGGACCUGCUGGGGAAGCACCUGGCUGCCCUGGCUCUAGAAGGGGUGCUGUACUUCCUUCUCACCCUCCUCAUCCAGAACCACUUCUUUCUUACUCCAUGGAUAGCUGAGCCCACUAAGGAGCCCAUUGUAGAUGAAGAUGAUGAUGUGGCUGAAGAAAGACAAAGAAUUUUAAGUGGAGGGAAUAAAAUGGCUCUCUUAAGGCUGAAUGAAUUAACCAAGGUAUAUUCUGGCAGUUCCAGUCCAGCAGUGGACAGGCUGUGUGUGGGGGUCCGCCCUGGAGAGUGCUUUGGCCUCUUGGGAGUGAAUGGAGCUGGAAAAACAACCACUUUCAAGAUGCUCACCGGAGACACCACAGUCACCUCUGGUGAUGCCACCAUAGUAGGCAAGAGCAUUUUAACCAAUACUUCUGAUGUUCGUCAAAAUAUGGGCUACUGUCCUCAGUUUGAUGUCAUCGAUGACCUUCUCACAGGGAGAGAGCACCUUUACCUCUAUGCACGACUUCGAGGGGUACCAGCAGAGGAAAUUGAGAGUGUUGCACAAUGGAGUAUUAAGAGUCUGGGCCUGUCUUUCUAUGCGGACCGCCUGGCUGGUACUUAUAGUCACGGCAACAAGCGGAAACUCUCCACAGCCAUCGCACUGGUGGGCUGCCCACUACUGGUGCUACUGGAUGAGCCCACUACAGGCAUGGACCCGCAGGCACGCCGCAUGCUAUGGCACACCAUCAUGAGCAUCAUCAGAGAAGGAAGAGCUGUGGUCCUCACAUCCCACAGCAUGGAAGAAUGUGAGGCCCUGUGCACACGGCUGGCCAUCAUGGUGAGGGGGACCUUUCAGUGUCUGGGAACCAUACAGCAUCUCAAGUACAAGUUUGGAGAUGGCUACAUCGUUACAAUGAAAAUCAGAUCCCCAAGGGACAGCCUCCAACCAGACCUGAACCCAGUGGAGCAGUUUUUCCAGGGGAACUUCCCGGGCAGCGUGCAAAGGGAGCGACACCACAACAUGCUGCAGUUCCAGGUCUCCUCCUCCUCCCUGGCUAGGGUCUUCCAGUUGCUCCUCUCUCACAAGGACAGUCUGCUCAUCGAGGAGUACUCUGUCUCGCAGACCACACUGGACCAGGUAUUUGUGAACUUUGCUAAACAACAGAAUGAAACUCCCUUUUUACCUUGA